UCGGCCGCCGACGAGGGAGGACGUACUCAUCAUCAUGAAGAUGCCAAACAGCCUGGAAGCUCACAAGCAGUUCAUAUACCGCUGCGUUCAAACGCUGGAGCACUCGUGCAAGUGCAGCGAGGCGAAGUGUCGCCUGGGGAUGUACUCGUGCCAGAAGAUGAAGCUGGUGUUCUACCACACGCGCGUCUGCCGCCGCAAGCUGACGGACAACUGCGGCAUCUGCCGUCAGCUGGUGGUGUUGUGCUGCCACCACGCCCGCGGCUGCCGCGCGCGACACUGCGUCGUCCCCUACUGCUGCCAGAUCAAGAAGCGCGGCGAUCUCCGCAGCUUCCGCGACCCCGUCAUCUAUAAUCACAUUAACUAAAUCCAACCCAUCCACUAAUAUUGUAGUUGCACUAUGUCUGUAUUCCUUUGUCUCCCAGAUGGAAAAUUACUUUGAUUAUAUAAUGUCAUCAUCAGUGAGGCAGUAUCUGUAAGUCUGUAAAGUGUCACAUUUUAUUGUUCAUUUGAAAUGUUAAACAAUAUUUUUCUAGAAUUUCUGCCCAUAAAGCUGUGUUAACUUUAACGUUCUCAUGUAUGCACAAAAUGUUUGCUUAGCAUAAUAUAUUCUGAUGCUGCCCAUUCCCUUUGGUGUAUUUGAAACUCCUUGGUCUCUCAUAAUGUGUCUGCACUUGCGAAUAUCAUUUAAUGUUUAAAUACACUUUAUUUGCUGU
Aricia agestis (brown argus) is the source of this 713-nucleotide messenger RNA. Its product is annotated as protein cbp-1-like. Gene Ontology annotation, molecular function: chromatin DNA binding; transcription coactivator activity; histone acetyltransferase activity. Gene Ontology annotation, cellular component: histone acetyltransferase complex; transcription regulator complex. The record is from RefSeq and is a predicted model, not a curated record. Gene Ontology annotation, biological process: positive regulation of transcription by RNA polymerase II. Lineage: Eukaryota; Metazoa; Arthropoda; Insecta; Lepidoptera; Lycaenidae. The transcript is spliced from 2 exons. Bases 35 to 364 code for a protein of 109 amino acids.